This is a messenger RNA of Penicillium griseofulvum, 948 nucleotides long. RefSeq lists its product as uncharacterized. The transcript has 2 exons. The coding region runs from base 1 to 948 and encodes 315 amino acids. Lineage: Eukaryota; Fungi; Ascomycota; Eurotiomycetes; Eurotiales; Aspergillaceae. The record is from RefSeq and is a predicted model, not a curated record.
AUGUCUUACAACGAUAACCAAUACGGCGGCUCCGGCGGCGCUAGCAAUAGCUACUACAACACCGACAACAACAACUCCUACGGAGGUGGCGGUGGUUACGGUAACUCUAACCAGGGCCGCAACGAGGGCCGUAACGAAGGCUACGGUAACCAGAACCAAGGCCAGAACUACGGCAACAACAACUCUGGUUAUGGCAACUCCAACGAAGGCCAGAACUACGGCCGUCAGGAGUCCCAGGGUUACGGAAACAACAACAACAACAACUCUAGCUACGGAAACCAAAACCAAAACCAGAGCUACGGUCGUCAAGAGUCCCAGGGUUACGGAAUCAACAACAACUCUGGCUACAACUCCAACGAAGGCCACAACCAGAACCACGGCCAGAACUACGGAAACAACAACAACAACAGCUCCGGCUACGGAAACAACAACUCUGGCCGCCAAGAAUCCCACAACAGCGGAUACAACAACGAAUUCAGUAGCGCUGCCACCCACGCCCAGGAACACGACAGCAAAGAAGACAAGUCCCUCUUUGACACUGCGUUGAACUUCCUCCAGAACCGCAAGGAUUCCAACGAUGACGUCGAUGAGAAGCAUGCUGCCAAUGCGCACCAGGCUAUGUAUGGAUCUGGUGGUGAUAACAAGACUCACGAUUCCAACACUGUUGGUGCUGGUGCUGCGAUGCAGGCUUUGAAGAUGUUUACUGGUGGUGGGAACAGUGGGAACGAGGGUGGUGAUAAGAAUAAGCUUAUUGGGCUUGCUAUGGCUCAGGCUGGGAAGUUGUGGGAUGAGAAGAAUGGGUCUGGGGGUAAUGUGUCUGGUGAUAAGCAGUCUGCUGUUAACGCUGCUGCGGAGAUGGCGCUUAAGAUGUAUAUGAAGAAUCAGGUUAGUGGUGGUGGUAGCAGUGGUGCUGGUGGACUUAUGAGUCUUGCUAGCAAGUUCUUGUAA